Molecule: messenger RNA, 1979 nt
Organism: Sardina pilchardus (European sardine)
Lineage: Eukaryota; Metazoa; Chordata; Actinopteri; Clupeiformes; Clupeidae
Gene: hdac12
Product: histone deacetylase 12
Exons: 7
Coding region: 549-1400 (283 amino acids)
Molecular function (GO): histone deacetylase activity
Source: RefSeq, a predicted model, not a curated record
AACUUAUGUAGGUGUACUUGGGCUGAACGGUCACACAGAGCUGGCUUGUAUCGCUCAACAUUACAUCGACUUAUGAGUUAAUUCGCUUGCAAUUCUUAUGGAAAAAGGGCUUAUAUCGCUGGGCAAUCGUGUCAUUAGGGUCGGUUAAUUAACACUUUUAAUGUUUAAGCCUAUGGUGGCAAGUGCGAAUCUUCUUUCCUUUCAUCACCAUUUCCUUUCCUCCAAACAAAACACCUCAGUAUGCGUAUCACAAGGAAAUUCACUUUGCAAUUCCUAAAACCAAAAUGUCGAGUUAUUUAUCAUGAGAGUAGUGGGCUAACAGAAAUAAGUUUAAGAGAGGGAGUUCCAUGGAGACGAUUUUUCAGCGCGGAACAAGUAAGAAUUUCUCAUAUUAGCCUGUGUAUGAUUUUAAAAAAACGUUGAUCGUCGUAACUGCACCAAUCAUAUCGAGUGAAACUUUUUCAUAGGCAGGGCAAGACUCCAGAGCCCUCCCCAUAGUCCAUCACAAGAAGUAUGCAUGCGACUUGGCACCAAACCAUAGAUUCCCAAUGAGAAAAUUUCCCAAGAUUCUCCAGAUCCUUCUGAAGGAUAACGUAAUUUCAGACAACCAGGUCUGGGCCCCAACAUUAGUUUCUGAGAAACUGUUAGGACUUGUGCAUACAGAGGACUACCUUAGCAAAUUCAUAAAUGGGAAAACUGAUGAAAAGGAGCAAAAGCGAACAGGCUUUCUCUGGAGUCAGGGCAUAGUGCAACGCUGCAGGUAUGAAGUGGGGGGCACACUCUUGGCAGCUGAACUAGCACUGAACAGAGGGCUGGCUUGCAGCACAGCAGGAGGGACCCACCAUGCUUUUCCCAGCUAUGGCUCUGGCUUUUGCCUCCUCAAUGACCUGGCCGUGGCAGCACGCUCUUUGAUUGCAGGCUCUGGAAAGAAGAAGGUUCUCAUCGUGGACUUGGAUGUGCAUCAGGGUGAUGGUACAGCAUAUAUAUUUAAAAACGAACCCAAUGUUUUCACAUUCUCUGCGCACUCUGGCAAAAAUUUCCCACUGCGGAAAGAGAACAGUGACCUGGACAUCAGUAUAGAGGAUGGUGUGGAAGAUAAAGAGUAUCAUUCAAUAGUUCAGACACAUAUACCUUGGUUGCUGGACACCUUUCGGCCUGACCUUGUUCUCUAUGAUGCUGGAGUUGAUCCUCAUUGGGAUGAUGAACUAGGACGACUUCGAUUGACAGACCAGGGUCUUUACCACAGGGACCUGUAUGUCAUCAAGAUGGCGAUUGGGAGAGGAAUACCUAUAGCCACUGUUAUUGGUGGAGGUUAUUCAAGGGACAUCGACAAACUAGCACUCCGCCACUCAAUUGUCCACAGGGCCGCAACAAAGGUCUGGAAUGAAUAUGGGCUGUGACGAGUUUCACCGUGUCAAGCAAAGAAGACACCAUCAGCACUCUGUUAUUGCAGGCAAAACAAGAACAUGUUCUUGCUUAAUUUAGAAACUCUUCUCUAAUGAUAAAUGACCCUGCAGAAAAAAAACCCAGCCUGACCAGCUUAAGGUGGUUUGCUGGUUGACCUGCUUGUUAGACCACCUAUGAUGGUUGACCAGCUAAAUCACUAAAUCAGCAAAACUCUUGCGAAAACAUACCUUCAGCUGGUACAUACAGUACGUUGCGGAAACAUACCUUCUUACGAUGGUAAUUCAGCUGAUUUUGCUUGACCAGCUCCCUCAGAUGGUCACGUCGGCAUGUCCACCUGGUGGCCUAACCAGCUACAGCAGCAAAGACCAGCUAAAACCAGCUACCAACACAAGCUGGUUUCUUGCUGUUUUUUUCAGUAGGGAUGUGUAAACCAUGUUUGUUUUCAUAAUUGAAAAUUAUACUGCCAUUUUCGUCAGAAUUGACUGCAAAGGUCAAAUUUUUCUAGUCUAAUAGUUUGUCUGUUUUACACAUGUAAUUUAAUGUAAUUAUUCAAACUUAUCAAGAUUGAUGGU